UCAAGGUGGGAAGGAGAGCAGGAAUUAAAAACUGCAGCCCAUUCCUGCUGAGGGGCCACCCAGCUCUGUAGCAAUUCCAGCACACAGAAGUUAAAGAACAAAAGAAUGACACCAGCAACUCGACAAAAAGUUCUUGGCCUUUACCGCAAGAUUUUGCAAAUAGCCAAAACCUGGCAGUCAGCAUCAGGACAGCUGGAGGAAACCAUCAAAGAGAAAGAGUACAUUAGAAACGAAGCCAGAACAUUAUUCCGGAAAAACAAAAACGUGAGUGUCCUUCCAGUAACAGAUSCAAARCUGAUUAAGCAGUGCAUAGAAGAAUGUGAGGCAAGAAUAGAAAUUGGACUUCACUACAACAUCCCUUACCCAAGACCUAUCCAUCUGCCUCCUAUGGGCCUUGCCCAUAAACAGGGCCGUACAUUGCGACAGCAGGAAAAGUUAAGGAAGAUUUCUAAGCCAAUAUAUUUGAAAUCCCAUGAUGAAGUUUCAUAACCCACCAUUUAAGCUGUGAUGUGUAAUCACACCCUUGAAGCUGUGAACUGCAACCCAGGUGAUUUGUGUGCACAACUGUGAAUGGUGUGGUCACUUGUUCACACAUUUCCUGAGGCCAAAAACCCAACUGAUCCAUUGUGUAUGACAGAUACAGUUGGGGCAGUAUUUAUUACAUUUCAACCACUGCCUUGGCAAUAAAAGCACCACUUUUUAAGGAGUGAGGUGUGAUACAGAGAUGACUUUGCCAUCAGGACAAACAGGGGUGAUACAGAGAUGACUUUGCCAUCAGGACAAACUCAGCAGCCGGAUUUCAGAGUGUUCAUCUGUAGGGUUCUGUGGUGUUUUGGGAUGCUGUGUGCUCAGCUGUGACUGCAGACAGCCUCGUGKAAGGUCAGCCACAAUCAGGGGAGAGUCAAGCAGAGUUCCUGAGCCCUUCUGGGUGCCAGUGACAAUCCAGUCACUGCAUCAUGUGGCUGCUCCCCUUCCUCUCUGCUCCUGCUCAGCCUGCCAUCCCUGCAGGAGACUUCCAGUGCCCUUCUGGUGCAGUUUUGGUUCUCACCUGACAGUAGCAAAGGGACAGCAGAGGUGCCACUACUCCUUUUUCCUUUUGCAAACUGCAGAGGUGUGGCCUACAGCCUCUAUGUCAGCUUUUUCCCCCUUCCUUUGGACAGGGUGUGGAGUGAAAUGCAAAGUUUGGAAUGCCAUUUCACAACUGUGAGUAAAACAUUCCAGUGUUGGGAUCCUCAGGUUCCCAUGUAUGGACUGGCUGAAACUCUCCCUUCAGGGUAUCACUAUGGGAACAAGCUUAGGAUGCUUUGGUGUCCUCACUGUGAUUUUUCACAUGGUCAGCUUUUCAGCAUGAUCAGCACUCUGGCUUUCUCAACAAUUAUUUUCAUUUUAGUGCUAAGUUUGAACUCUUAUCUUGUGGACAGAACCCCAACUUUAGUAAAAGAAAGUACGUACAAGUCUCCUGAGUUUGAGAAGUAUUUUUAUUUCACAGGUGCCUAAGAAUGGAAGUAAAAUGGAAUUAAUUUUCCUUUCUUGGCUCCCAGUUGUUUUGGCUCCUUUGCAGCUCUCUGACUUUAGCAGGCUGUUGACAUUUUCUCCUCAGGGAAGGAGAAAUCCUUCAGGCUGGAAGUAGCAGUGAGAGCCCAGCUUGGACAAGAGUGACACUAGGCACAGUCCACAGCACUGUAAGGACAACCUAUUCCAGCCUGACAUUAAUAGUGGCAAAAAAAAGCAAAUUUGAAACAAGCACAUCUGUAUGAAUUCCUUUUAAUGUGGGAAAAACCAAUGAAAUCUGAGCUCACCAAAUCAUUCCAAACUCUCCAAACUCUAAUAAACAAUGACAAAGAAAUAUUCUUGUCUCCCUGAAAAGAGAGUUAGAACUUACUUAAAAGUAAGUGCAGAACAGACUGACAGUCCCUCCCCCAAGAAUGCAUUUGUAAGGCUGAAAAAGAACAAGUGGAUGAGAAAGUACAAGAAAACAAUGAGAGUGAAUCAGCAUGACAGGUACUGGCUGGCCCAAUUUCUCACUACCCUUUAUGGCUCCAGUCCACAAAGGUCUCUCUUCCCAUAUAAUUAUUUCCUGGGAAUGCCUCAUGUGGGAAUKAACAGGUAAAAUGCCAUUGUUCUGUCAGUGGAAGGCCUAAACUAUGUAGAACUUUGCAAAUUUGCUGCUCCUUGGAAAACACAAAACUGUUUAGCCUAGGAAAAGGGGGGUUGCAUAAAAAGAAAA
Molecule: messenger RNA, 2227 nt
Organism: Malurus melanocephalus (red-backed fairy wren)
Lineage: Eukaryota; Metazoa; Chordata; Aves; Passeriformes; Maluridae
Gene: LYRM1
Product: LYR motif containing 1
Exons: 4
Coding region: 106-489 (127 amino acids)
Cellular component (GO): mitochondrion
Source: RefSeq, a predicted model, not a curated record